AAGAACAACAUUUGAAUGAUUUAUAUUUUCUUUCUUUCCAGCUUGUUUACCGCAAACUCUUUUGAUUUCAUCGACGAGGACGCUUUUCAGGGUCUACCACAUCUCGAGUACUUGUUUAUUGAAAACAACAAGAUUGAGGCCAUCUCCCCCAACGCUUUCCGAGGUCUGAAAACCCUGAUCCAUCUGAGUUUGGCCUACAACAACCUGGAGACGCUGCCCAAGGAUGUGUUUAAAGGAAUGGACGCCUUGUCUAAAGUGGAUCUCCGUGGCAACAACCUGGUGUGCGACUGUAAGCUGAAGUGGCUGGUGGAGUGGAUGUUGCACACCAACGCCACCAUGGACCAGAUCUCGUGCAGCGGACCCUCCAGCCACCAAGACCAGAAGAUCAACGACCUCGCGGCCGCCUCCUUCGACUGCAUCAAAGCAGAGUUUGCCGCCUACCAGGCGCUGAAGUUCGAGUCGAUCUCGGUGGAGGCGUUCUCCUUCGGCGGGGAGCAGUUUGUGGUGUUCGCUCAGCCUUUCGCCGGGACGUGCAGCUUCCUGGAGUGGGACCACGUGGAGAUGAACUUCAGGAUCUACGACACCAUCGAAGGUACCUCCAUCGUGGUGUGCAAGCCCAUGGUGAUCGACGGCGCUCUCUUUGUCGUCGUGGCGCAGCUUUUCGGCGGCUCUCACAUCUACAAGCGCGACACGUCAGCCAACCGCUUCAUCAAGAUCCAGGACAUCGACAUCCUGAAGAUCCGCAAGCCCAACGACGUGGAGGCCUUCAGGGUGGACGGCGAGUUCUUCUUCGUCAUCGCCGACAGCUCCAAGGCCGGUUCCACCACAGUCUACAAGUGGAACGGCAACGGCUUCUACUCGCACCAGUCACUGCACCCGUGGUACCGCGACACGGACGUGGAGUACGUGGAGAUCUCCAACAAGGCCCACCUCAUCCUGUCCAGCAGCUCCCAGCGGCCCGUGGUGUACCAGUGGAACCGCGGCCACAAGCGCUUCGACCGCCGCACGGACAUCCCCGAGAUGGAGGACGUCUUCUCCGUCAAACACUUCCGCAUCAAAGGUGAGGUCUUUAUCUGCCUGACAAGAUUCAUUGGCGACUCCAAGGUGAUGCGUUGGGACGGCGCCAUGUUCAAAGAGGUCCAGACCUUCCCGUCCCGAGGCUCAAUGGUCUUCCAGCCCGUUGCCGUCGGCAACUGGCAGUACGCCAUCUUGGGCAGUGAUUACUCACUGACGCAGGUCUACCAGUGGGACUCCGUGAGGGGCCAGUUCGUCCACUCGCAGGAGCUGAACAUCCAGGCCCCUCGCGCCUUCGCCACCGUCGCCGUUGACAACCGCCACUUCCUGCUGUCAUCCAGCUUCAAGGGGAAGACCCAGAUUUACCAGCACCUCAUGAUCGAUCUCAGCGACUGAUCGCUAUGAGUUGAUAUGUUUACCGCUGGGGUAAGUGUGUGUAUAAGAUGUUUUGUUCUUAGAUUGAAUGAAAUGUCGAAUGGAUCGUUUGAAUCUCCCUUUCACGGUGAGCGUUUCAGCAAUUCACAUUUUCUAAGCAAAUAUGGUGCAAUUUCUCUUUGGUCUGUAUAACUGCUUUCUGAUUUGGUGACAGCUUAUUUUU
Molecule: messenger RNA, 1612 nt
Organism: Gadus macrocephalus (Pacific cod)
Lineage: Eukaryota; Metazoa; Chordata; Actinopteri; Gadiformes; Gadidae
Gene: lgi1b
Product: leucine-rich, glioma inactivated 1b
Exons: 8
Coding region: 16-1410 (464 amino acids)
Biological process (GO): myelination
Molecular function (GO): protein binding
Source: RefSeq, a predicted model, not a curated record